CUGUUCCGUGCAGUUGCAGAUUCUCAGAGGCGCGGUUUAACAGGGUGCAGCUGGCCUGGGACAUCUGCCUCUGCGCUCAGCCGCUGGACGUCCGGCCUCGCAGCGGUGGAAAACUCCACUGGACAUCCGCAAACUCCCGCGGGAAAAGCAAAGCGGCCCCGGAGUAUUUCUGCGUCAUGUCACGGAAAUGAUACCCUGCUUUUCAGAGGCGAGAGCGGAGGCUCGAGAACACACAGCCCAGGGCAGAGAGGACCGAGAGGGCCGGUUCAGGACCAUGGAGAGCGGCAGCAGUCCUCGGCCUCCACAGUCGGAUGCCCUGGAGCCUUUUCCCCAGAAGAACUUGGAGCCCGGUGACAUCGCUGUGCUGGUUUUAUACUUCCUCUUUGUCCUGGUUGUUGGACUAUGGUCCACCGUGAAGACCAAGAGAGACACGGUGAAAGGCUACUUCCUGGCUGGAGGAGACAUGGUGUGGUGGCCAGUGGGGGCCUCUUUGUUUGCCAGCAACAUUGGAAGCGGACAUUUCAUUGGCUUGGCGGGGUCGGGCGCGUCUGUGGGCAUCUCCGUGACUGCUUAUGAGUUUAAUGGCUUAUUUUCUGUGCUGAUGUUGUCCUGGAUCUUCCUUCCCAUCUACAUCGCAGGCCAGGUCACCACGAUGCCCGAAUACCUGAGGCGCCGCUUCGGAGGCAGCAGGAUUUCCAUCACGCUGGCCGUGCUGUACCUAUUCAUCUACAUCUUCACCAAGAUCUCGGUGGACAUGUACGCAGGCGCCAUCUUCAUCCAGCAGGCUUUGCACCUGGACCUGUACCUGGCGGUCGUGGGGCUGCUGGCCGUCACAGCUCUGUACACUGUGGCAGGUGGCCUGGCCGCUGUGAUCUACACCGACGCUCUGCAGACGGGGAUCAUGCUCAUAGGAGCGUUCACCUUGAUGGGCUACAGUUUUGCUGCGGUUGGGGGGAUGGAAGGCCUGAAGGAGAAGUACUUCUCGGCCCUGGCGAGCAACCGGAGCGAGAGCGGCAGCUGCGGGCUGCCCCGGGAGGACGCCUUCCACAUCUUCCGCGAUCCCGUGACGUCCGACCUCCCGUGGCCGGGCAUUCUGUUUGGAAUGUCCAUCCCAUCUCUGUGGUACUGGUGCACGGAUCAGGUGAUCGUUCAGCGCAGUCUGGCUGCCAAGAACCUGUCCCACGCCAAAGGAGGAUCCCUGAUGGCUGCCUACCUCAAGGUUCUGCCCCUUUUCCUGAUGGUGUUCCCCGGGAUGGUCAGCCGCGUCCUCUUUCCAGACCAAGUGGCGUGUGCUCAUCCGGAAAUCUGCCAGAAGGUCUGCAGCAACCCCUCCGGCUGCUCCGACAUCGCGUACCCCAAACUCGUGCUGGAGCUCCUGCCCACAGGACUCCGUGGGCUGAUGACGGCUGUGAUGGUGGCGGCCCUCAUGUCCUCCCUCACCUCCAUCUUUAACAGUGCCAGCACCAUCUUCACCAUGGACCUCUGGAACCACAUCCGGCCACGGGCGUCCGAGAGGGAGCUCAUGGUGGUGGGCAGGAUAUUUGUGAUUCUGCUGGUGUUGGUCUCCAUCCUCUGGAUCCCUGUGGUCCAGGCCAGCCAGGGAGGCCAACUUUUCAUCUACAUCCAGUCCAUCAGCUCCUACCUGCAGCCACCCGUAGCUGUAGUCUUCAUCAUGGGUUGCUUCUGGAAGCGGGCUAACGAGAAGGGUGCCUUCUCAGGCCUGAUCUUGGGCCUGCUCCUAGGCUUGAUCAGACUGGUCCUGGACUUCAUCUAUGUUCAGCCUCCGUGUGACCAGCCAGAUGAGCGCCCCGCUGUGGUGAAGUACAUCCAUUACCUCUACUUCUCCAUGAUUCUGUCGGCAACCACCCUGAUCACCAUGUCCACCGUGAGCUGGUUCACAGAGCCGCCUUCCAGGGAGAUGAUCAGUCGCCUGACCUGGUUUACCCGCCAUGACCCUGUGGUCCAGAAGGAACAAGGGCCCCCAGAAACGCCCCUGCCGCCCGCCCUCUCUCAGAACGGGACUCCAGAAGCCACCAGCACCCAGUUUGAGAUUGUUCAAGAAAGCAUGUCCAAAACCCACAACGGCUCUCGUCACUGCCCGCGCUCCACCCUUGGAGAUCACGGAGGGCGUCAGAUCUCACAGGAGCCCCAAACCAUUGUGAACCGCGUGUCCAAGAGAUCUGGGUUGCACACAUUCGAAUUAUCCCCAAACCACCACCCCCGACCAUGGAAGGACUAUUUCGUGUGAAACCGGUCUCCGCUGCCAAAAAGGCCGAGGAACACUGGCUUUAUCGGAAUGAGCUAACAUCGAUUUCCACCUUCUCUUGAAAGGACAACGCAACGACACUGAGCGCAUGCGUCUACAUGGUGGACAUGACAUGCAGCCGCCGUUAGGCAGCCGUCCCUUAGACGUGGGUUGUGUUCUUCAGUCAAAGUCCCCACCACUCCCCACUAUCCACAUGAUCUUGGGCCUGUGGACAGUCAUGGCUUUUGUUUGCUUGGUUCUUAAUUUUGGAUACUGUGGAUGUGAACCCAUGUCCACUGAAAGUGGCAAACUCCAAAAAGUGGGAAACUCCAGAAAGCCAUGUUCUUAAAGAAAAAUGGGGAAUAGCAUAUUUCUUGGUAGAGGUGAAGCCUAUUUUCAAAGUGUUUAAUAUAUGCAAAUAUGCUUCCCCUGACUCAGUGUGUUACUUAUCUGACCCUGUAAACAGCUGUUUACUGCCCCAGCUGUAAACAAAAAACUAAGUUUUCCACCAAAGUGCUCAUGUCCCGGCAGCCUCCCGGGAGACAGAGUGACACAAAAGGUCUGACCCCACUUCUGCCACAGAUUACCAGCUCUGCGGCUUUGCUCGUUAGUAUGAGGUUCAAUUUCCUCACCGAAAUUCAGCUGGAGACAUUGAAAUUCUGAAAAUAGGAACCUUCUAGAAUUCAAUAGACUUCCCAGUUUAUGGAUGCAGUCAUUCCGCAGUAUCUUCGGGGAACUGGUUCCAGGACUCCCGAGAUUCUAAAGCUUAUGGACAUUCAGAUCCCCCGUACAAAGUGGCACACUCCUCCCGUAUACUGUAAAAACCUAAUACAGUGUAAAUACUUACACUGAAUUGUUCAAAUAAUAACGGCAAAGAAAAUCUAUACAACACAUUCAGUGCAGACCCAAUUUGCUCCCACAUAUUUUCCUUCUGUGUUGGGUUGAUCUGCGGCUGUGGACCACGGGUAGGGAGGGUGGAGAGUACCUUCCAGAAAAGGCACUUAAAGUACUUCUGUUGCAGGAACGCAGCUGGCUACCGCCCUUCUUUCUCUGGGAGGCAGAU
Chinchilla lanigera (long-tailed chinchilla) is the source of this 3308-nucleotide messenger RNA. It is a transcript of the gene Slc5a11, whose product is annotated as solute carrier family 5 (sodium/inositol cotransporter), member 11. Bases 188 to 2248 code for a protein of 686 amino acids. The record is from RefSeq and is a predicted model, not a curated record. Gene Ontology annotation, molecular function: D-glucose:sodium symporter activity. Gene Ontology annotation, biological process: transmembrane transport. NCBI's taxonomy places the organism in Eukaryota, Metazoa, Chordata, Mammalia, Rodentia, Chinchillidae. The transcript has 16 exons. Gene Ontology annotation, cellular component: plasma membrane.